UUUGCAAACACCCCCCCCCAUACAAUCUAACAAAAAUAAAAUAAAUCAGUCUCUCUUAAAGCUUAAGGAAUCAUCGCUUUGCGCACAAGAAAUGUGUUGUGAAACAGUGGGGCAUGAUCAGCAAACUGAGAUCAUAGAUGUAUCCAAAAGGAUGUUUAAUGAGAAGGAAUCUUCAAAAAUUAAUACUAAUUCUAAUCAAAAAAAUUCUAAUAAAAAUAAAAGAGGUGGAGGAAUGUUUUUGGCAGUUGCCAGAAUACUGGGAAUUGGUUGGCAUACUAGACAACAUAAAAGAGAACGGAAUAAAGAACAAUGGAAUUACAAUGAAGAACCAACACUUUUGGAUAGUGAUUGGCAUAGGCCUGGUGAAGUAAUUAAAUUUAGAAGUAAACAUAAAAGGGCAGAACUUCGACCUAGAUUAAGCGAUUUAUCUGGCCUACGCUCUAAUAGUGUAUUUACACCAAUCAACACAUCAGCUGGAAAUUCAAGACAUCCAAGUAAUCAAUGGAUUGGAUUAACGAGGAACAAAUAA
Messenger RNA from Meloidogyne enterolobii, 529 nucleotides. The record is from the annotation of a GenBank genome assembly. Lineage: Eukaryota; Metazoa; Nematoda; Chromadorea; Rhabditida; Meloidogynidae.